Drosophila ananassae is the source of this 1142-nucleotide messenger RNA. RefSeq lists its product as uncharacterized. The transcript has a single exon. The record is from RefSeq and is a predicted model, not a curated record. The coding region runs from base 100 to 1035 and encodes 311 amino acids. Lineage: Eukaryota; Metazoa; Arthropoda; Insecta; Diptera; Drosophilidae.
AAUAUUUAUUAGUACAUUAUUUAAUUUGAUUUUUGUGUUCAUUUCACUCUCAAUUUCCUUACAACUCAAUUACUCAUAAGCUGAGCGUAUUUUUGAAUAAUGAAUCAGUAUGACAUUAGGAAUUAUGAAAAUUCGCGAGUAUUCCUAACACAAGACGACAAAAACCAUGUUUGCACAGCUCCAGGAUUACCCAAAUAUGAAAUUGAAAAAAAGUACCGACAUUUAGAGUGCCCAUUACAAAAGGCAGUCAAAAAGAACUAUAUACCAAGUCCCCGUCCCAAGAUAGUGGUAUCGUGCGAGCCCUCAGAACAUGAGGAAAUAUUUCCCGAGGAUGAAGAAAGUACCAAGCCCGUCUCAGAAAGGAGCAUGAACUUAAAGGAUAUUCUAGAAGAGGUUAAGCUCAUAAAACGACGAGUGAACCGAUUAAAUCAUCUAUUGAAAACCGAUGUAGCAGAGUGCCCGACUAUAAAAACUUGCUAUGACGAUUUAAUGUCACAACUCUACGAAGCUAGUCCACUCAUUCUUGAGCUUCAAAUCAAUAGCCAUAAGUUGGACAUCCAACUUCCCCAGUUGCUAUCUGCUCGUGAAUGUACUGAAAUGAACCUUAAAAUGAACCGUGAUGCCCUUUGCAGGGAUAAGAAAAUAGCUGAUGCUUUGCUAAAACGAUUGGGGAAUCUGGACUCCUUCCAAAGGACUAUGGAAAAAGAGCAGGCGCUUUGCCUCGAACGAUAUCGGCACGUGGAUAGAGAGAAACUAGAUGGAAUGGAAUUCGAUAGGGAUUCGGAAAAAUGGGAGAGGCUUACCGCUUACCAGAUAUUAAAUGUAGCAAAUAAGAAUAAUUACCAGAAAACGAAACGUUUAGUCUUUAAACAGAUUAACCAUCUGAAGCAGUCCUCUAAAGAACUUCAUUUUAUCUUGAUAAAAGAGAUGAAUAUUGCAAGAAUUGAAGUUUUUGGGCUCAGUGGAAGCUCCUCUGGACCCAUUGAGGGUAGAGACAUUGAAAAUGCAUCAACUGUACUUAGCUUCAAAGCUUAACGAGAAAAAGACUGGAAGGUUGUCUGUCAGAAUACUUCAGAGAAAUUUGCGGUCUUUUUCUUGUUAGGUUUUUUAAUUUCUAAAUAAAACUUAUACUACAAAAUAGA